Messenger RNA from Triticum dicoccoides, 1461 nucleotides. Its product is annotated as putative F-box protein At3g52320. The record is from RefSeq and is a predicted model, not a curated record. Bases 84 to 1241 code for a protein of 385 amino acids. Gene Ontology annotation, molecular function: protein binding. Lineage: Eukaryota; Viridiplantae; Streptophyta; Magnoliopsida; Poales; Poaceae. The transcript has a single exon.
GCCACUUUUCCCCACACGCCGCUACUUGUCCACUCUACCCCUGCGACAGAUCGAGAUGCAGGUCUAGCUCCUCGCCGGCGGCCAUGGCGGAGGCAGCAAGGGGAGGGCCGACGCCUCCUCAUGAUGGCAUCCCGGAUGAGAUCCUCAUCUGGGACAUCCUCGUCCGCCUGCCCCCCAAAUCGCUCCUCCGCUGCCGCGCCGUCUGCCGCGCCUGGCGCACAGCCACCUCCGCCCGCGACUUCCUCAUCGCCAACCACGCCCGCCAGCCCACCCGCCCCUUCCUCUACGUCUGCAACCUUCCCCGCUACGGCUACUACAAGGUCGGCGGCGACAUAGACAUCAUCCCCUUCGACCACCGGGCCGCCGCCGACAAGCUCCAGCCCGUCGCGCGACUUGGCCGAGCCUCCGAAUUCAAAGAUCUGGUGGCCUCCUUUGACGGCCUCGUUGUCUUCGACUGGUGGCGCCGCAAGUUCUUGGGCAUCUGCAACCCAGCGACCCGUCAGUAUGCCCGCCUCAGGGUGCCUAUGGACUCCACGUUCUUGGGGAUGUACCGUCACCCCCCAACCGGCGAAUACAGGGUACUGAUGUACCGGUGUCCGGCAGCUGGGAGGGAAGCUGGCUGCUAUGUUUUAUCGUUGGGCUCCGGCCAACCGCCGAGAAGAAUCGUCAGGCCGGGGGAAGCGCAUAAAGAAGUCAUAUUCGGCACCAAGUAUGUGCUACUCCGUGGCGGGCUGCAUUGGCACCGGGUGCAGCAGCACGAGGGCGAAAGCAACAUGCUAAUCGUGUUUGACACCACGGCUGAGUCGUUCCGACAGAUGCGCGUCCCGAUUGUUCGUGGUUCUGCCAGGGAUGGGCUGUUUGAGAUGGAUGGAAUGCUCGGCAUGUCUAGCUUUAAUGACAAAGCGACAAACAUUGAUAUCUGGGUGUUACAGGACUAUGAAAGCGAGGUCUGGACCUUCAAAUGCCACAUUGAAUUGCCGCUUACAGAGAUUAGGGCGUCGUGUGGAAAACGCGACGACGAUGACUCUUGGGAAACGGUCGCGCCUGGGGAUGGUGAGUUGCUUGUGCUGGUCAAAUUUCCUGACUGGCUAGUUCAGGUUGACAUGGAUGGCAAGUUGGUCGCCACUUUCAAUCACACAGGUGUCGAACCUACUCAACUGCAGCUCAAACAAAGUCUUGUUCCGCAUGACUUCUUUCCAUCGCUACAUGGUUAUGUUGUGAAUGGUUGGCCUUUCACCUGAAGUCUGAUGAGUCCGCUGAUGCAUUUUAAUGUCCUGGAUGUUUGUAUCCUCAUGAGCUGCAGUAUGUAUGAAUUGGAUCCACUAUGAGCUGCGGUAUAUAUGAAUUGAAGGGUUUUGUCAGCUUCUUUUGCUGUUGCCCCCAGCAAGUACUUUAUUUUGUUGUACUUUCGAACCUUUAUGUUACUUGUGGACCUCCGUUUGCGGUGUGGUUGUGGCUUCA